CCUGUCCUGUAACAGAAAUAUCAGUGUGUGGCUUCGAGACUAGGUAAUAAAAGACCCUGUGGCCUCUGCUUCCUCUUGCUUUGGGGAGCCAGCUGCCAUGUCAGGAGGGCAGCCCUGAUUCACCCCUGGGGAGAGGGCCGCCUAGUGAGAAACUGAGGCCUCCUUGCAACUUUUGUUACUUCCUCAUCCACCUAGUCUUGAUGCCCUUAGAAUGUAAGAAGGAAAAUUACCUUCAGGAAGCUUUUUUUUUUAAAUCCCAGCAUGAUCUGGGGUCCCAUGACCUCUUGGCCUCAUGCCCUUCCUCUCUGCUAUUCCUGGACAGGCCAAGCACGCUCCUGCCUGGAGCUUUUGCACUGGCUGACCCCACUGACUGGGUGCUCUUCCCCGAAUGGCUGCAAGAUUCACUUUCUUGCAUCUGUCAGGUCUCCACUCAAACAUCAACAUAUGAGCGAGGCCUUCCCUGACCACCUUCUAUAAAAUCCACACACAACCCUGUCUCCUUAGUUGUUUGUUUCCCCUUGUAUUUGCCACCAUUUGACUUACUACAGGUUUGUUUGCAUCUAUAAGGUCAGGGACCUCAUUUUUGCUAAGCCUUAGGCCUAUCAUAGUGCUGGCACCCAGUGGGGACUCAAGAAAUGUGUACUGAAUGAACAAUGGCUGUGGCCAUGUGGGCUGCGGUACUAGGAGUGACAAUGGAUCUAGGAGAGGGGUGUGGUUGUGUAGGGAGAAGGUUCUCUAGAGAAAAUGGGGUGCGUGCUGCAGAGACAGGGCUGCUGUGAGAAUGGCUGGCACCUGGGCCCCACCCAGUCCCCAGCAAGUGUGUCCUGACAGUGUGGUACCUUCCACACACAUCACUCCUGUUCCUUACAACCUCUGCGAGAAGCAGAUUAUCCCCAUUUUACAGCUGAGGAAGCUUAAGCCACAGUGAGGCGAGGUAGGUAGGAUAUAAAGGUCACAGUGGGAUUUAGCGAAGGGUCAAGGCUACGCAACUUCAAACUCCAUCCAUCUCUGCCGAUUUCAUCCCCAGCCUACAGAGCUCACUAAACACCAGGGGGCUCACACCCUGGCCCUGCUUUUGUCCCCCACUUCCCAGAAACCCCCACCUGAGUGAACGUGAGAGAAGGCAGCCCCAACCUCUCCUUCCUGCUCCGCUGGCUCCGGGCAGCUCUGUAGGGUGUGUAGUCCUAGCCGCCAGGAAGGGUUAACAAGGAGUGUUUGUAGCAGCGCUGUCUCCAAGGAGCAGAGGAAAGCAGAGUGGAGAGGAGUAGACAGCUACAGCCACGCCAGGAUCCUCAGGCUGGUGGGGGUGGGAGGCUGCUGGCUUGACUGGUCAGCCCUUGGGGGGCAGAGGAAGGUCCUCACCCCCAUCUGUCCUGGGAGGUGGCAGGCUGAGCAGACCAGCCAGCUGGAGAGUGAGGUUGCCAUAGGAAAGUUCUGGAGAGUGAGGUUGCAAGUAGGAAAGUUCUGGCCUGGCCUGAAUAAUGUGGGGGUUGGGUGCUGGGCCUGGCCCAGUGAAAGCAGCUGGAGCAGGCUGCAAGUAGCAGAACCAGAAGUCCUGGGCUCUCGGAUGGUAGACUUGGGGGAUCCCCGAAUCAGGGAGAAGCAGCCAAGACCAAGCAAGUGACAGGAGUGCCCACCUCCUCCCCCACUGAGGGCUGAGCCAUGUCCCAGCCCAGGGGCCACGGGAGGAGGAGGCCUGGGCCCCUAGGACCCCCAGUGCGCAGCAUCCGGCCCUUUAAGUCCAGUGAGCAGUACCUGGAAGCCAUGAAGGAGGACCUGGCCGAGUGGCUGCGGGAUCUCUACGGGCUGGACAUCAAUGCAGCCAACUUUCUGCAGGUGCUGGAGACGGGCCUGGUCCUGUGCCAGCACGCCAAUGCCAUCACCGAGGCCGCCCUUGCCUUCCUGGCGGAGGCGCCUAUCCAAGCCCAAAGGAUUCUCAUGCCCCGGGCUGGGGUUCCCUGCAAUGGGACCGCCCAGCCAGGCACCUUCCAGGCCCGGGACAAUGUCUCCAACUUCAUCCAGUGGUGUCGCAAGGAGAUGGGCAUCCAAGAGGUGCUGAUGUUCGAGACCGAGGACUUGGUGCUGCGCAAGAACGUGAAGAACGUGGUGCUGUGUUUGCUGGAGCUGGGCCGCCGGGCCUGGCGCUUCGGCGUGAAGGCGCCCACCCUGGUGCACCUGGAGGAGGAGAUCGACGAGGAGCUGCGGCGCGAGCUGGCGCUGCCGGCGCCCGACCCGCCACCGCCCGCGCCUCCGGCGCGCCGGGCCUGCCACUUCCGCAACCUGGACCAGACGGUUCAGAGCCUCAUGAGUCACUGCACAUGCCCGGUUCAGUUCUCCAUGGUCAAGGUUGCUGAGGGCAAGUACCGCGUUGGGAACUCCAACAGCCUCAUCUUCAUCCGGAUGCUCCGGAAUCACGUGAUGGUGCGUGUCGGGGGCGGCUGGGACACUCUUGGCCAUUAUUUGGAUAAACACGACCCUUGCCGCUGCACGUCCCUCUCACACAAGACGGGCAGCUUCCUGAAGCCCCCCGCCCCACCGGUGCAGCAUGAAGUACGGGUGCAGGACGGGCCCUCGCAGCCCCAGCCUACAAUGACCAUCAGCCGGGCCCAAAGCCCGCUGCCCCCUGUGGACUGGAAGACAUAUACCUCUUCAGGCCGAAAGCUGAGGCCCCCUACACCCUCCUCCCCAAGACCCUCCAGAGAAUGGGGAGCAGGGGCAGGGGGCCCCCAAAAGACAGCACCAUUCCUGAGGUGCCAGGAGAAAUCUUUCAUUCCGUCUCGGAGGCAGCUGUCAGCUGGGGGUAGCCCGUCCAGCCCUCAGUCCUCUCCCACCCAUAGGGCCCAAGAGCCAUGGUGUACUUCCUUGAGGGAGAGAGAGGACAGACAUUCUCCUGACCUUGCCCUAGGCAGGCGUUCCAUAUCUGCAGUUCAAGAGAAGACAGAAAGUUGGGGAACCCAUGCCAGGACCCUCAUCCCUCAGAGACUCAUUGCCAAAGGGACACUAGCAAGAGGACCGUCUCCACUGCCUCGUCCCUGCAGCCCAGUCAAACCUGUGAACCUCAGGCCACCCCCCUGGGGUGAGGCCCAGAGUGCCUCCGCCCAGCUCAGUGAGCCGACAUCUGUCCGGGCUCCAUCUCCAGUUAAAGGACCCACCAAGAUUCCUGUCCGGCCACCACUAUCCCGCCCCCCAACUCCAGGAAGAAACUUUGAAGGGACUGGGAAUGGGGGUCCUAAGACAGAAUCAGGGAGUGGUCCCACCCCAUUAAAGACCACCUCUGGGGACAUGUCUGAGUUCAGACAUGGGAUCUGCAUUGUACGGGGAGGGCAAGGGGAGCAGAAGCCAGACAGCCGAGUGACAGGAGAGUCUGAGCAGUCCCAGGGUCUGGGCGCUCAGGAGCAGGAGGGGAAAUGCCCUCCCUUGUCCCUGGGCAGGACCAAGGAGCAAGCCAUCUACCACAGCCUCGAGGAGGAGCUCUUGGCCAACAUGAAGCUGCUACAGGUGGGGGGUACCCGCCCCCAGAGCACAGGGACUGGGGUCAUCCCUCGAAGUGGAGUUUAUGUGCCCAGUCUGGGUGGGCGGUGGCCUGAGCCAGGGGGUCCUUAUGACAAAGUCAUCCAAGAAUUGGCUCGGGGCCCCCCACCCCUCCUUAAAGUGGACAUAGGAGCCUGGAAGGCUGCCCCUACAAGCUCCCCCAAGCUGGCUGUUACUACAGGCCUGGGUAGCCCGCAAGGGAAGCCAGGAAGCAGUGAGAGUGAGCCAAGCAGGAAGGUGCGCCUGGAUGCCAAGGGAUCCAGCAAGAGGACACCACCCCCAGGAGGGCAGAACUGCUCAGCCCCUCCUGUGUCUGCUGACCCAGAUAACCCCACACCUCCACCCUCAGACCCCAGUUCCAGCAAAGCCAAGGCAUGUCCAAGCAAGGGCAAGAGAACACUCCGGAGGCCACAGAGAGUUCCCUCCAUCUAUAAGUUGAAGUUGAGACCCAGGAUUCGGCCCAGGAGAGACCACAGGCCUGAGAAGCGGCCUUCGCGGAUCCCCAAGCCGCUGGCCUACCUCCACCUGGGUUCAGCCAAGGUGCCCCCCAGGCGCAGGCUCGUGAGAGCAGUGCUGGGUGGCAAGGGAGGGCAGGCAGCGGCGAUGGACGGAGCCUCACCAGCGCAGGACGGAAGAAAAGAGAGGAAAGAGCCAGCCACCUCACUGGAGAGCACCCCUGGGCCUUCGGAGGGCCUGGGGCCUCAGCAGCUUGACCAAGCCCCCCUCCCUCCAGAGGAGGAAUCCUGGGUCUGAGGAAGGCUCUUCGCCACCAGGCUGUGACUGUUGGGGUGGCAGAAAAAUUUGCCUAUGUAGCUACUGGACUCCCAGCUGCAGGAGCAGGAGGGAUGACCCCUCCCUCAACGCAGAGCCUUGGUCAGGAGGGGGUCAAAGGCAAACAUGGACUCAGUCU
Molecule: messenger RNA, 4441 nt
Organism: Condylura cristata (star-nosed mole)
Lineage: Eukaryota; Metazoa; Chordata; Mammalia; Eulipotyphla; Talpidae
Gene: GAS2L2
Product: growth arrest-specific 2 like 2
Exons: 6
Coding region: 1663-4284 (873 amino acids)
Biological process (GO): regulation of microtubule polymerization or depolymerization; actin crosslink formation; protein localization to microtubule plus-end
Cellular component (GO): actin filament; stress fiber; microtubule plus-end
Molecular function (GO): cytoskeletal adaptor activity; actin filament binding; microtubule binding
Source: RefSeq, a predicted model, not a curated record